AUGGCCGUUCCAGAGCAUGUACCGCAGCCAGUAUGGUUUCCCUCCAAUGCCGGCACGACACCUAUGGACGGCUAUCGACGACACAUUAACAGGAAGUUCUACCAGAAUCUGAAGACUACCCAAGAUGUACAUAGAUGGAGUGUCCACCGGCCCCAGGACUUCUGGAUCCAUCUGUGGAAAUGGCUGAAGCUGACGCCUGCUCUACCUCCAGGAACGACACAGGCUUACGACCCAGCCAUCCCCAUGAGCCAAAAUCCUGAAUUCUUUCCAGGUCUACAGAUGAACUACGCAGAGAAUGCGCUCUUCUCAAAUCCAAAUGACGAUGCUGUUGCCCUCAUUGGCCUUCGAGAUGACACCAACCUCGAUGCAACCGACGGCGAGACUUUGACUUGGCAUCAAUACAGAGAGCAGGUACGUCUCACUGCAAGUGCAUUGAAGCAUUGCGGCGUAAAGAAGGGCGAUAGAGUCGCCGCUGUUGUCGCAACCUCGAUGUGGGCCGUGGUGCUAUACCACGCAUCAGCCAGCAUGGGAGCAAUCUUCACAUCGAUCAGUCCUGACCUUGGUUCGGAAGGGUGUGUGUCCCGAUUGCAGCAGGUUACUCCUACCAUACUCUUCGUGGACUCCCAUACGGUAUACAAGGGAAAGACUGUGUCCACAUCCUCGAAGUUGGACAGCAUUAUGGAACGUCUCGAACCGAAGCCUCUGGUCUAUGUCGUGCCAAUAGAGCCGGAACGUACAAAGCAUCAGACGAUCGACCACUUCCUGGAAAUGGCUGAUCCGGCUGAUCCUUUGGUCUUCACUCGCGUACCGUUCAAUUACCCACUCUUAAUAUGCUACUCCUCAGGCACGACCGGUGCACCCAAGUGUAUAGUACACCAGCACGGCCUCAUCCUACAGCUGAAAAAGAUUGCCGUCCUUCAUAACUCUUCAACUCCAGACGAUAUCAUCUUGCAGUACUCCUCGACUUCAUGGGUUGUUUUCUAUGUAAUGUGCGGGUACAUUGCCGCCGGUGCUAAGACAAUACUGUACAACGGCAGUCCGAUGUACCCAGACACCAAUCAGCUUCUGCGAAUGAUUCAGAAGUAUCGCGUGACCUACUUCGGUACCUCACCACGAUAUCUGCUUGAGCUAGAAAUGAGCAAGGGCAUACCGAAGAACGAUUUCGACUUGUCUUCCUUGCGUAUAGUCUAUACGACUGGCGCCACUCUAUCGUCAGAACAGUACCGAUGGUUCUACCGCUCGUUUCCAGCCCAUAUCCACCUUUGCAAUACAGCUGGAGGGACAGACAUAGCAACAUCACUGAUCGCAGCCGACCCUUGUGGCCCGAUAUAUGCUGGAGACAGGAUGCAGAUACUUGCGCUUGGGCACGACGUGGAUAUUGCAGACCCCGAGACUGGCGACUCUAUCAUGAUGUCUGGUGAAGCUGGAGAACUCAUUAUCAGGUCGCCAUUCCCUAGCAUGCCUUGCUUCUUUUGGGGGGACCACGAUGGAUCACGAUAUAGAUCUUCUUACUUCGAACGAUUCCAUGGAAUAGAUGUAUGGGCGCAGCACGAUUGGCUUCAAUACAACCCGAAGACUGGAGGCAUGAUCAUGCAUGGACGAUCUGACGGGGUCUUGAAUCCGUCUGGCAUUCGCUUUGGCUCUGGAGAAAUCUACUCAAUAGUCGAGUCUCCACUCUUCACUGACCAGAUAUCGAAUAGUCUCUGUGUGGGGCGCAGAAGGCCACAAGAUAAGGACGAAGAUGUGUUCCUUUUCGUGGUCAUGUUACCUAGUCAGCAACUGACUCCAGAACUAUCUCAGAAGAUCAAAGCAGCAAUCAAGAAUGGACUAUCGCCUCGCCACGUUCCCAAAUUUUUGAUAGCAGUGCCAGAAAUCCCGACUACCAUCAACGGCAAGAAGGUCGAGGCUGCUGUGAAACAGACGAUCAGCGGCAAAGACAUCAUACCAAGCAACACCGUCUCGAAUCCAGGAUCGAUCGACUUCUUCAAGCGGUUCCGAGAGCUCGAACAUGAGCCAAGAGCGAGCAGACUAUAG
Molecule: messenger RNA, 2034 nt
Organism: Fulvia fulva
Lineage: Eukaryota; Fungi; Ascomycota; Dothideomycetes; Mycosphaerellales; Mycosphaerellaceae
Product: Acetoacetyl-CoA synthetase
Exons: 8
Coding region: 1-2034 (677 amino acids)
Biological process (GO): lipid metabolic process
Cellular component (GO): cytosol
Molecular function (GO): acetoacetate-CoA ligase activity
Source: RefSeq, a predicted model, not a curated record